This is a messenger RNA of Fragaria vesca subsp. vesca, 996 nucleotides long. RefSeq names its product proliferating cell nuclear antigen-like. The coding region runs from base 3 to 803 and encodes 266 amino acids. The transcript is spliced from 4 exons. Gene Ontology annotation, cellular component: PCNA complex. The record is from RefSeq and is a predicted model, not a curated record. Gene Ontology annotation, biological process: regulation of DNA replication; leading strand elongation; mismatch repair. NCBI's taxonomy places the organism in Eukaryota, Viridiplantae, Streptophyta, Magnoliopsida, Rosales, Rosaceae. Gene Ontology annotation, molecular function: DNA binding; DNA polymerase processivity factor activity.
CGAUGUUGGAGCUCCGAUUGGUCCAGGGCUCGCUCCUGAAGAAGGUUCUGGAGUCCAUCAAGGACCUCGUCACCGACGCCAACUUCGACUGCUCCGCCACCGGGUUCUCCCUCCAGGCCAUGGACUCCAGCCACGUCGCCCUCGUCGCUUUGCUUCUCAGAUCUGAAGGCUUCGAGCACUACCGCUGCGAUCGGAGCAUCUCCAUGGGGAUGAACCUCGGCAACAUGUCCAAGAUGCUCAAGUGCGCCGGCAACGAUGACAUCAUCACCCUCAAGGCUGACGACGGCAGCGAUACUGUCACCUUCAUGUUUGAGAGCCCCACACAAGAUAAAAUUUCUGAUUUUGAGAUGAAGCUGAUGGACAUUGACAGUGAGCACCUUGGUAUUCCAGAGGCAGAAUACCAUGCUAUUGUUAGGAUGCCUUCUGCUGAAUUUGCCAGGAUUUGCAAAGACCUCAGCGGCAUCGGUGAUACUGUUGUGAUAUCUGUGACAAAGGAAGGUGUGAAGUUCUCUACAAGAGGUGAUAUCGGUGUUGCUAAUAUCGUCUGUAGGCAGAACACUACUGUUGACAAGCCUGAAGAAGCAACAAUCAUAGAGAUGAAUGAGCCAGUAUCAUUGACAUUUGCUCUGAGGUACAUGAACUCCUUCACAAAAGCAUCCCCCUUGUCAAACACAGUUACUAUCAGCCUCUCUUCUGAACUGCCAGUUGUGGUUGAGUACAAGAUUGCUGAGAUGGGGUACAUAAGGUUCUACUUGGCUCCGAAGAUAGAAGAGGAUGAAGAUGAGACAAAGCCUCAAGUUUGAACCUUAUGCCACGGCACAGGCCUGCCCUUAGUUGACUUGAUUGUGCUUUUGAAAUCCAUGUAGAGAAUUUCUAUUUGAGGUGUUCCCUGCUUUCUAAGUGAUUGAGUGUAGUUCAGAAGUUUUUUAAUGGUACCAUCUUCUAGACUUUGGAUUGUAAUCAUUCUUUCUGGUUCUUUAAUUUACUACUUACAUU